GAGUUUAUAUCUCACAAUUCUGACUUUUUUCCUCGCAGUUCCGAGUUUAUAUCUCGCAAUUCUGAUUUUUCUUCUCAGAUAAAGGCGAUACAAACUCGAGAUUCUGCCUUUCCCCCCUCAGAUUUAUGAUAAUAACUCGAAAUUGCGAGUUAUAAAGUCCGAAUCAGGAGAUAAAAAAUGAGUUAUAGGUUUAAAUGUUAUCUAUGCAAAAUGUUAUAGUUUUAAAUAUUAUUUCAAGCUGUAACUGUAAAGAUAAUACAUUAUGUCCUCUAUGUAGGCUACUGCAUAAUGUGAUAGCCUGUCGAUCAAAUUCAUGCUUUAAUAGUAGGAUAAAACAUUUAUUUGAAAUUGUAAUAAUAUUUAGGUGCUUGACAGUCGUUGUUCACUUUGUUUAAUGGAAAAUAACAGCAUGAACAUUUUCCCUAAUAUCUCUUUUUGUGUUUCACACAGAAGACAGAAAUUGAAACUGCACACCGAUCCAACGGCAGCAGCAAACGCAUCAAGUACAAUCGCACCAUGUUUGGGUUCCUCCUGCUUGCCUGCCUGUUUCUACAUCUGGUAGUCUCCGUACCUCAACUGCCCUGCCGUCGAUGCUGCGACCACCUCCCACCACUAGAUGACGCUGCAACUAUAAGAGAAAGCAUGCCUGAGGUCCGCACAUACAUCAACAUGACCAUUCUCAAAGGUGACAAAGGUGACCGUGGAGAAAGAGGAACUCCUGGGAAGCCUGGGAUUGAGGGUUCCCCGGGACCACAAGGGUCUGAAGGCCUUAAAGGAGAUAAGGGACAAGCCGGAGCUCCAGGUGACGCCUGCAAGUCCCAGCAUUCUGCUUUCUCAGUCGGCCGCCGGAAGUCCCUUCACAGCGUUGACAACUACCAGGCCCUGAUCUUUGACACCAUCUUCGUCAACACCCCUGAACACUUCGACAUGUUUGCUGGGAAGUACCGCUGCCACAUACCGGGAAUCUACUUCUUCAAUGUGAACAUCCACACGUGGAACUUCAAGGAGACGUACCUGCACAUCAUGCAGAACGACAGCGAGAAGGCCAUCGUUUACGCUCAGCCCAGCGACCGCUCCAUCAUGCAGAGCCAGAGCGUCAUGCUGCCCCUGCAGGAGGGCGACGAGGUCUGGGUCCGUCUCUACAAACGCGAGCGCGAGAACGCCAUCUACAGCGACGACGUGGACGUUUACAUCACCUUUAACGGAUACCUCAUCAAACCAGAGACUGACUAAAACCAGAAACGAUGGUGGGAAGGAGUGAAUGGGAUGAUUAUGGACAAGAUGUUUGAAAAUGUGCCAAAAUGCUUGAGCAGUGAAGCAACUUUAACAAAACUGAAAAGCAUCCAAACAUUUCAUAUUAGAUUUCUGCAGUCCAAACAAAAACCCCAGUGCAGUGCAGAGAAAUCUGCUUUUCAUAUUCCACAGGAGUCUUGUAUGAAGAAAGCCAGUAACUGUGUCCAAAAUGAAGUCCAGUGGUUCUCAACUGGUGGAUCACGCCCUGAAAAUCCCGCAGGUCUGUUCUGAUGGAACAACAACGCUAAAUACAAAUGAAAAUUGCAACUAUUCAUAUAUACAUCUUUAUCUAAAAAAAAACAAAACAUUUUCAAUAUCUUUUGCUGUUGAAAUCAAAAUCUGUGCAUCCAAACUAUACAGUGUCUAUACAAAAUUCAGUAAUUUGGUAAAAUUUUAUGUCACAUGGUAGAAGCUUGUCAAAUUAGGUAGAUUCCCACGUGGGCGGGUUGUGUGCCGUUAUCUUCAAAAACAAAUAAUCAAAUAUAUGCAAAGAAAAAGAAAAUACAGCUACAGACUGCAUUGGAUAUGGGUUUUGGUGCCAACCACAUGCUUUGAAUCAUUGGCUUGAAAGCAUAGAAAUGCUCAAAUUUAUGGUAAUAUUACAAAUGUUAGAUUUUAGGGAUAAUUAUGUUUACUACUGGAUGAUAAACAGUUCUGAUCUCCAGACUAAAACCAGUUGAGAACCUCUGAUGUAGCCCAGAUAUUUAGGUCUGUCUUUAGACUUUUUCAAACCAGACAGGGUCUUCCUAAGAUUUAUCAGCAGCGUCUGGAAAAUGGUAACUGGUUUAUGUUGGUUGUGAAUGGAUGUUUACAUGUUGUGACUGACUAUCUGAACCUGCUGCUGACCUUUAACAGACAUUAACAGGCAACUGGAGUCGUAACAAAACAAGUUCAUCACGUCGAAGCAUGUGGUGCUGUAGGAUGUUCUGGGUGGUGUUUAGUGGAUUUGCUGUGUUGUAGAUGGUUGCUAGGUCAUUGCUUACUAUCCCAAGUUAAAAGAGCCCAAGUCUCUGGUGAUAAUUUGGUCUCUUUUUUAAUCCUUUAUCCGUCAGGAGAAAACCAGAAGUCUUAACUAUUAGUUCACUUUCAAAUGAAAAUUAGCCCAAGCUUUAAUCACCCUCAAACCAUACUAGGUAUAUGACUUUCUGAUAAAAACAGUUGGAGAAAUAUUAAUAAAUAUCCUGACACAUCCGAGCUUAUAAUGGCAGUAAGCGUUAUUAAACAAGUAUGAGCUGAAGAAAGUUCCUCCAUCCACAUCCA
This is a messenger RNA of Megalobrama amblycephala (Wuchang bream), 2553 nucleotides long. RefSeq names its product C1q and TNF related 6a (gene c1qtnf6a). Gene Ontology annotation, molecular function: protein binding. The record is from RefSeq and is a predicted model, not a curated record. The transcript has 4 exons. The coding region runs from base 517 to 1233 and encodes 238 amino acids. Lineage: Eukaryota; Metazoa; Chordata; Actinopteri; Cypriniformes; Xenocyprididae.